Tricharina praecox is the source of this 5041-nucleotide messenger RNA. RefSeq lists its product as uncharacterized. The record is from RefSeq and is a predicted model, not a curated record. Bases 242 to 4693 code for a protein of 1483 amino acids. Lineage: Eukaryota; Fungi; Ascomycota; Pezizomycetes; Pezizales; Pyronemataceae. The transcript has 4 exons. Gene Ontology annotation, biological process: regulation of ARF protein signal transduction. Gene Ontology annotation, molecular function: guanyl-nucleotide exchange factor activity.
CCUGCAGACAACUCGCCUGCCGUGCCCCCUCCACCCAGUUCUCCAGCCAAUCGGUAACCACCGCCUCUCCCUGUCCUGUCGAAUUACGAUUUGCAGCAACUUCCCCGCUAGACGCUAGAAAGGCAUCCUCGAAAGAGAGGCGCAUAUCCACUACCCACACACACUCCCAGUCCAGUUGGGGUCCGCGAGCGUUGAACUAAGCACCGGUAGUGUGUUUAUUAGAAGUUGGCUCCCCUCGACCAUGGUGGCCCCUCUAGAGCCGGACUCCUCGACAUCUCGAUUCCACACCGCCGACAAAACGAGGCGCAGGCCUAUCCAGAGGUCAAUUUCUGGUCCGUCGCCGCUUUCGACAGCUUCUUCUGUCACGGAUCUAACAUCAUCGAUGUCGGGCUACGGAAGCACGAAUUCCAACAGGUCCCAUCUACCAAAGUCAGGGGAAGUUCCGGACAGCGACCACCACAGCCACCACAAUCACCACCACAAUCACGACAGCAGCAGACGUGAUUCCCACGAUCUCUCAUUGAGCAACGGCGGCCGAGUACGAGACUCACUCCUAGACAACCUCCUUCUCUCCUUCGACAAGAUUGGCGACGGCACUUUUGGAAACUUCGACGCCUCACCCUUCUUCUCCAACAUCGACGAGGUCGACGACGACGAAUCUGUAUAUUCGCGGCGCGGACGUUCCAAUAGUGCCGGCUACGACUCGCAGUUUUCGUCUUCUGCCCCUAGGCAGUUGGAAUCUGCACACGACUACGGCGAGGGCAGUUUCGGAGUUACUUACGAGAGAGACACGCGCUCGCGGGGACGCGGAGGGCUAAGCUCAUCACAUGGGUAUGCGAACGGUUACGAAACUUUUGAAUCUGCACCUGCGCCCAGCAUAAGAACUAGGAACCGCACACCUUCUCCUCCGAGAUCGCCGAGACUUGUGCGACGACCGUCCAACAAGAGCAUCAAAAGCUACAGGAGCAGAAGCAGAGAUCAACCAUUCAACACGCCCCCUGAACCCGCGACACUCCCGCCGCUCCCAGCCUUUGCCAACCCCCCAUCUCAAGCGACAGCAGUAGCAGCAGCAGCGGCAAUGGGUUCUUCUACCAAGUCGGGCGGGCGGCCCGGAUUCUUCAGACGUGUGUUUGGUGGCGGCGGAAGCUCUAACUCAACACACACACAGAGCACAAGUAACAGCAGCUCCAAGACCAGCAUAGUGUCAAAUCCCCCCUACCCUCCCAGUGCGCCGAAUCCACCGCCACCGAAUCCUCCGAUAGCUCCCCCACCCGAACAAUCACAGCCAGUGCUUCAUAAGAAAGCUUCCUUCUUUAGGAGGCGGAAAAAGUCGCUGUCCGACAUCACUGCACCCCCGCCGGUUCCAGCUCUCCCUCAAGCUGUCCCCGCGCCCAUCCAUGUUCCGCCCGCAGCCAUAAAAGACGACGCAAUCGUGCCCAGCCCAUCCGGCAUGUCUUUGCGCACCGCCAUGAACCCCUAUAUCCGAGCGCCUCCCCGGCCUGGAACACUGGAAUCCACAAUGGAAGACCGCGAGACAGCCUACCUUGCACGUAAUGCGACGAUCCGCACGGUUGCUUCCUCCGAUCCUGUUUCACCUCGGCGCCCAUCAUUCUUUAGUGAGAGCUCUAGGGAUCGGGAUAUUGCACCACACCUGAGCGUAGACAGCAGCGGGAAGAGGUACCACAAGGAGAUGUGGGGUGGCGGAAAGGAUAUGUCGGUGACCACCGAUCACCGCGCGCCGUCGAGAUCGCCCACAGGCGGCAUAGAGCGACCACAAACAUCCCCAAACACCCCAUUCAACAGCCGCACCUUUUUCUUGGACAAGGACGAGGAUGACAAGGACAUGAACUGGCCACCGACGCCCCCGAGCCGCGGCAUAUUGACCAAUGCCAGGUCCAGCACUACCGGGUUCCUGGGAUCAGGGAAAGAGCGACAGGAUUCGGACAGUUCUCUCGGACGCGCGCGAGAGUCUUCUGUUACAUCCCUCAGCGCCGUACGGAAGUCCUCAACAGCUUCACUGAGCCAGACACGGAAGACAUCAGCCGCCUCCAGGGAAAACGCGAUCGUCGACAUGAAAGAGCUCGAAAGACUGUACAACGAGGAGGAUGCCAAGAAGAAGCAUUCGUCGUCGCGUACCAGCAGGGGCGGCGAUCAGUUGGAAUUGGAUACCAUCAACCUGGAGCCACCGAGACCGAAGGAAGGAUCUUGGAUAUCAGGACCAAGCCCCAGCACGCCCACCGUGACUCUACAGAAAGACGGUCCCGGUGAAGAGGCGGAACCACUGCGCCACGAGGAAGAAACGGACAGUGCACUGGAUGAUGGCUUGCCCGAGCCGUCGGCUGAGGACAACGAAAUGGCGAAAAAGAUUUUUGGUGGUGACGAGGAUUUCAUUGCAAAGGAACGGGCGGCAGCUUGGUUGGGCGACAAUGAGGCGGGCAAGGCGAUUAUAUUGAAAGCGUAUAUGCGACUCUUCGAUUGGUCGGGAGUGAACAUUUUGCACGCCAUGAGGAUACUGUGUGGAAGACUCAUUCUCAAGGGAGAAACCCAGCAGGUCGACAGAAUCAUCGUGGCGUUCGCGCAUCGAUGGUGUGUUUGCAACCCAAACCAUGGGUUCAAGAGCGAAGACAUUGUGCACACGAUUCUUUACUCGUUGCUAUUGUUGAACACUGACCUUCAUCUCGCCGAGUUGACUAAUUCGCAGAGGAUGACGCGCGGUCAGUUCAUCAAGAAUACCAUGGCUACGAUUCGACGUGGUAUCCAAGAAGCUGCGGCUACAGCCAGCGUCGAAGAGGAGUUUAGACAGUCGCAAAGUGCUUCGGUAGCACGUUCCCAGACAUCUUUCCAGAGAGGUACCGAUGGGGACUCUCAGCUGUUUGCAUCCGCAUCGGCCACAUUCCCCCUAGCUGCGCCAGAACUCCGGGGACACAAGGCAAAAGGGUCGUUGGAUUUCGGGCGGGAGUCGAAGGGCUCGCGCUUGAGCCGGAUUGGAAACAUCGGAAACCUCAGCCCUAGGAUCUUGCCGGAGGACCAUGCGGAAAAAUCAGACUUCGACCUGGACGGCGCUGUUGCGUUGGUCAAUGCUCCGAUAGGCGGUGGACUCCGGCUGUGGGAAACCCAGCUGGAGAUCGUCUUGAAGGACUUUUACCAUUCCGUCAAGAAUAACGCUUUGCCUCUACAUGGAGCGCAGGAGAGGAUGGAGUCGUCUCAGUCGGGUGGAUUGGCUGUGUUCGGUGGGAACAAUGGCAUGCUUCGUCGAUCACCGAGUACUAUCAGCAAAGCGCCGUCCGAACAAUCGAAAAGAGGUGGAGACAGCAGCAAAUUGGGCGCCAAGUGGUCGUCAAAGAACCGGUCCCGCCAGAGAGUGUACAAUGCAUCGCACGCAGGAUCGAGCAGGACUAGUCUCGAGGACCGAUCGAUGUGGAGCCCUUCGGCAUCUAGCACUUGGAGUAAGUACACGCUUGACAAAACCCAGACUUCCAUGUCUGUGGAUUCCCUUGGAUCCUCGUUUGCGCACUCUGGAGACUAUCAACAAUCAAUAGGAUUCGCCGGUGCGCUCAACAACGCUAUCAUCAGGGAGGAAGGGGCUUCAAUGACUUCUGCCGGGGAGGAUGACGAUGUGGAUAUACUCGACGGGGAUGACGCACUUGAGUUGGAAGGAGCACCAUGGGCCAAGGAGGGAUUGCUCAAGCAUAAGCAUCACCUUGAGUCGGUUGAUAAGCGGGCCAAGAACCGUGGAUGGACCGACUGCUUUGCCGUUAUUCAACGCGGCUACAUGCGCCUCUUCCAGUUCCCUAGCAAGAGCGGGAAGGGCUCGCAUGCCUCUGGUGGUGUCGUCGGUGGUGGUAAUUGGACGGAGAAUGCAGAGCCGAUUGGAUCAUUCCUUCUGCGCCAGACUCUUGCUUCUGCUCUUCCGCCGCCGGGAUACUCGAAGGAUAGGCCGAAUGUGUGGGCGCUUUCGCUGCCAUCCGGUGCAGUCCAUUUCUUCGAAGUUGGGACGGCCGAGAUUGUCACCGAGUUUGUCACAACUGCCAAUUACUGGUCUGCCCGUCUGUCGAAGGAACCCCUGACAGGUGGUGUCAGUAAUGUCGAGUACGGCUGGGGCGAGUGCCUGGCUGGUAUCGAAACGAUUAGUUCAUCGCCGCCAUCCUCGAAUAAUCAGGAAAGUGGGGCUCAUGGACGUGCAAGUCUUCAGAUGAGCAUUCGUUCCAGUAUGGACCAUGGUGCAGUGCGUCCGAGACUCCCCGGAGACAAGAUCAACAUCAAGGACUGGUCGCCCCCGACUCAAAGUAUGCUGGCGUCCAGUCUCGCCGAAAGGGACCAGCUUAAGGCGCUCAAGCACUAUGUGGAGAACAUUGAGGCUGAAUUAGCUAAACACAACGAACUCCAGCAUGCCAUGAAGCUAGCUUUCUCCCCACGCCAUCCCAACAGCGCCAGGACCAUGGCCAAUUGGGAGAAGAAGAGCUCGUACCUCUUCCGCGAAAUCAUCAAAUUCACAACCUACAUCGAAACCCUCCAAUCAGCGAUUGAGCGUCGCGAAAAAGUCAGCCAAGACCGGCUCUCGUGGGUAGCCGCAAAGAAGGAUGCCGCCGUCGAACGAGACGGCGUAUUCGUCAUCGAACGCGGCUUCGCCACCACCCCAGAGCCUACGCCGAUAGAACUGGAUUUGACCGGCUUUUCGACGUCUUUUGAAUAGUCCACGACCUCCCCACACCCACCCACCCACACAUGAAUUUAAUGGCCUUUGAUGUUUCUACCAUCCAUCCUGUCUAUCUGUCUAUCAGCGCUGCAUAUUCCUUUUCUUUCUUUCUUUUCUUUCUUUGCACUCUCUUUUUGCUUCUUUCUUCUAUCACCAAGCUUUUCGAUUCUUUACCCACCUUUGUAGUUCCGUUCCCUCUCCUCAGCCCAUAAAAACGGAGGGUUGCUUUGCUUUGCUGCGCUUUACUUUUGCUUUACUUUUGCUUUACUUUUGCCUUUGCUUUUACUUUUGCGUGUUAUCCGGUUGGGCGUUGUGAUUUCUACUUUUUAAUUUCUACUUUCAUUU